Carassius gibelio (silver crucian carp) is the source of this 1623-nucleotide messenger RNA. RefSeq names its product protein SYS1 homolog. Gene Ontology annotation, cellular component: trans-Golgi network; Golgi membrane. The record is from RefSeq and is a predicted model, not a curated record. The coding region runs from base 368 to 838 and encodes 156 amino acids. The transcript is spliced from 4 exons. Lineage: Eukaryota; Metazoa; Chordata; Actinopteri; Cypriniformes; Cyprinidae. Gene Ontology annotation, biological process: Golgi to plasma membrane protein transport; protein localization to Golgi apparatus; Golgi to endosome transport.
GCGCGCGAGACACACGCACACGUGUGAUGACGUCACGCUAUCAAACGCGGCUCAAAGUGUCGCAUCCGGUUGAAAAAAAUAUUAUUAGCCUUAAGAUAAAGCGUCACGUUUCUAUAAUCUCGUUCUGUCUGCGUCCUCACUGACCUCAGCAUCACACCUAGGAUAUGUCUUAAUAGGGGUUCGUGUUUUCACAUCAUUCGAAUUCUCACAGACGGAUGUCAACAAAGUCGCUGGUUAGCAAUGUUUAGCUAGCGAAUGCUAACAAAUAGCCCGUUCGCAGUGGUUGAGACUCAAAUCCCGGGGCCGCUGUUAAUAUUCCCAUCGAGCCUGUUUUGGGACGUGUGUUGUCCCUCUCAUCUUCUGUGAGAUGGGCAGUCAUUUCCGCAGCUAUGUCUGGGAUCCAGUCCUCAUUAUCUCCCAGAUUAUUCUCAUGCAGUGCAUCUUCUACAGCUUCUUGGGUCUGUGGUUGGCUGGUGUUGAUGGUUUGGUCCAUACCAGUAGAUCACUCGACCAGAUAUUCAGUUAUGAGGCUCUUGGCUUUUCAACAACACAAGGUCGCUUGUCUAUGAUGGCGUUCACUCUGAAUUCUCUCACAUGCGCUAUUGGCCUGUGGUUUUUCAUCCGACGGGGAAAGCAGUGUCUGGACUUCACCGUGACGGUGCAUUUCUUUCACGUGAUUGGCUGCUGGAUCUAUAACGCCCAUCUCACAGCCGCCCUGUCAUGGUGGUUGGUUAAUGUGGCCUGCAUGGCCCUCAUGGCGGUCAUCGGAGAGUACUUGUGCAUGCGGACAGAGCUCAGAGCCAUCCCUGUCAACACGACACCCAAAUCCAACCUAUGAGGACUGUUUAGAAACAGAUGUGCCACAGCUGGUGUGUACGAGGUUGCACAUCGGCAGGACUGGCAUGUUGACAGAAGCUGCUGUGGUCUUCUGAGAGAUUGAGCAGAAGUGACUUGGAUGUUAUGUGAUGUUUUGCUCAUGUCACCGUAUGUAAUCCGGAUGAUGUUGAGAUGGUCCACAUUAGUUUCAUGCUGCAUCACAUGAUAAUCCUGCAACUUCCCUCAAUCAGCAUUAUGAUGGCAUUCGCAUCAUUUCAAAAUUACUAUUGUAAUUUUUCUUAUUUAGGACCAACAUUUUAUCAUUCAUGGAUGGCUACUGAAAAUAUGUAAGUCAUGGUCUGUUUUAAAAGCACAGAAAGCAUCUUGUGUAAAUUUUAAUCUAAAUAAAAUGCUAUGUAUUUCUCAAUAUUUGGAUAAUGGUUCCUGUUGCUUUGGAAAGAAAUACGAUAUUAAGCGGUUUUCCUGUUUUAUCAAGUGAUCCUUUAACAAAUACCAAGGGCAGAAUUUCAUUGACCUUCAAUGUAGUUUAUUAAACAAGUUUCAGUGAACAUGAAAUCAAAACUGAACUGAACACUUUUUUGAUUCAUGUUCUUGUUGAGCAUGUUAUUCCAGAAGUGAACAAUUACUGGCUACUAAGGUUAUUUUUUUGCCAUUGAAUAUCCUAUUUCUCUCCGAUAUCUUACAUUAAAGAAAUAAAAUGGGUUGCUAAUAAUGUCAUGUUUACUCUAAUAUAUGCAUUCUAUUUUGACACACGUGCCCAUUAAAUACGAUCAGUAUCUCUUUCAA